AUGGACGGUCUGACACCUUCUCAGCUGCAAGCACUGAAUCAGCUCCGUGACCUUACGAAUGGCGGUGAUGACGAUGUUGCAAUUGGGGUGCUUUCUAGUGUGGAAUGGGAUGUCCAGCGAGCGGCAGACAUGAUAUUUGGAACUGGCUCUGGCUCUGGCUCUCUUCCUCCAAGACGUGUGGAGCAGUUCGAAGUGGACGACUCACAGCAAGGUGUAGAUGAUGAUAACAACUGGCCUCAGCGGACAACUUUCACUUCCAACCCCCGGCCCUCCAUCCUAGCCACCCUCUUCACGUACCCACUCCACGUUCUCUCCUCCAUAUUUCGAUUCGUCUUCUCCGUGCUCCGGAUACCCAUCCCGCACAUCCCGUUCCUGUCUCUGCACUUUUACCGGCCACUGAGGAUGUCGAGGGGCGCAGAUAGCUGGAUCCGCGAUCUGGAGGAGGAGACGGGGGCCGUGUGUAUCGGGCGAAGGGGUAUGGGUGUUGGUGUGGCUUCGGGUGUCGUGGGUGUUGCUGGGCCUUCCACGUUGAUGCGGCCGGGCCGUGGGGAGAGCUCGGAUGAUGGGCGCAAGUACCUCCCUGAUUUUUCGUUGGGGACGUAUGAGGAUACGCUGAGGAGGUGUCAGAAGGAGGCUAGGAUUGGGUGUAUCGUUUUGGUCAGUGAGGAGCAUGAUGAUGAUGCCGAGUUUAAGAGGUUCCGUUAUUGUCCCCUUUCGACGACUCUGACGGAUCCAGAUUUUGUCAACUUGCUCACGAAUAAUGAUUUCAUCGUGUGGGGCGGGGACGUGCGUGAUCUCGAGGCGUACUCUGCCUCGGAGAAACUGCAGGCGUCUACGUAUCCGUUUGUUGCUUUUGUUGCGAUACAGCCGACGCGGCACUUGCAGUCGUCUUCGCCGCCUCCUACGCUUACGAUACUUUCCCGCCAUCAAGGCCUUCGCGAGACCACCGCGUCGAAGCUGCUUAACCAUCUCCAGGACAACGUUAUCCCGCGUGUGCAGCCUUAUAUGGAGCGUGUCCGGAACUCCCAGCGCGCUUUGGAAAGGGAUAGGACGUUGCGCCAGCAGCAGGACCAGGCGUUUGCAGAUACGGCGCGGAGGGACAAGGAGCGCAUCUUUGCCAAGAUGGCAGAGGAGAGGAGAGCUCAGGAAGAGGCUGCGAGGGUCCAGAGAGAGGCUGAGCAGAGGAAGAAGACCGAGUCGGAGCGCAUGGUUUGGCGGCGCUGGGCCAGGUCUGCCCUUCUGAGACCUGAGAAUCCGUCGGAUAGGCUUAGAAUUGCGGUGAGGCUGCCUGAGGGCAGGAGGCUUAUGCGCCGCUUUGGGCCGGCGGACACGUUGACGGCGCUCUAUGCAUUUGUGGAUACCGAGUUUAUCCCAGCCCGGUUUGCUAUACAGGAUGACCCGCCGAGUCCAUCCGAGCCUGGAGAUGUUGAGGCUAGGAUUGACGAAAUGGGAGGUCAGGCGGAUUGGUGGGGCUUUACCCUACAUUCGGCAUAUCCUAGAGUGGAGGUACCUUGGGAGCCCAGGAAGAGGCUGGGAGAUGUUGCCUGUUUGAAGGACGGUGGUGGGCAGUUGAUCGUUGAGGUUGCUGGUAAUAAUAAGAGGAUGGAGAAGGUGGAUGAUGGGUACGAUACUGAGGACAGCGAUGAUUAGAGUGGAAUAAACCAUGUUUUAUUGUUUGAAACGAAUGUAUGUCUUUAAACUAAGAAAGAAGCCACAAGGCGACGUUCAACU
Messenger RNA from Guyanagaster necrorhizus, 1731 nucleotides. RefSeq lists its product as uncharacterized. The record is from RefSeq and is a predicted model, not a curated record. Gene Ontology annotation, molecular function: ubiquitin binding. The coding region runs from base 1 to 1650 and encodes 549 amino acids. Gene Ontology annotation, biological process: ERAD pathway. Gene Ontology annotation, cellular component: endoplasmic reticulum. The transcript has 4 exons. NCBI's taxonomy places the organism in Eukaryota, Fungi, Basidiomycota, Agaricomycetes, Agaricales, Physalacriaceae.